Messenger RNA from Exaiptasia diaphana, 1146 nucleotides. RefSeq names its product G-protein coupled receptor 6. Gene Ontology annotation, cellular component: membrane. The transcript has a single exon. Lineage: Eukaryota; Metazoa; Cnidaria; Anthozoa; Actiniaria; Aiptasiidae. Gene Ontology annotation, molecular function: G protein-coupled receptor activity. Bases 35 to 829 code for a protein of 264 amino acids. Gene Ontology annotation, biological process: G protein-coupled receptor signaling pathway. The record is from RefSeq and is a predicted model, not a curated record.
UGAAAAAUUAUCAUCACUGCGUGUGUUGUCGAUAAUGCAGUGGAACUUGACAUGGCUGUUUGUACUGAAAGCAGUUGUUAUCAUUGCAAGUAAUGCUGCAACAAUUGCCAUAUUCACAAGAACACGCCGUCUUCACAAUAAACAGCACAUAAUGAUUAUCAGUCAGGCUGUAGCUGAUCUCUUGGUUGGCGCUGGGCCCAUUCCAUUGUUCAUUCUAUACAGACAAAUAAACAAAGAUUACCAUAAGGCUUAUGCAACAAUCGAUGGCUUCUGCGGGGGAGCUUCCUUAUUUGGUUUGGCAGCCUUGGCCAUUGAACGAGCACAUGCAACAUACUUUCCAUUCAGACACUCCACAUUAGGUAAAGGACCGUAUAUUAUUGGGAUACUUUUAAUGUGGUCAACAGCAUCCAUCUCAUGUUUUCGACCUUUCUUUUGGCAAUUUGUUGCUUUCACGCUAGCGAUAAUAUCUACUUCCUACUCUCUUGUUGUUAUUAAAGUUCGUUGCACAAGCCCUCAAGCUCAUGAUGUAAUGAUCCAAGAGAACAAGAAACUGACUGUCACUCUUGCCGUUGUUACUAUUCUAAGCUUGGUGAUGUGGAUGCCUUACGCAUGUUUUACAAUUGCCUUUCUUAUUGAUAAGACCUUACUAAGUCGAUACCCAAACUUGUAUUAUUCUGUGAAGUUAUUCCAAUAUGGCAACUCGCUUGUCAAUUCUCUUGUCUAUGCAUUUCGCAUGCGCGAAAUAAAAAGGGAAAUUUUUCGCUUAUUUCAGUGUUGUCGCAGAAAUCGAAUAUCGAUAAGCAAUGCAAGCGAACUUGGAAACAUAUGAUUUGCCCUUUGAGAACUCUUCAUAAAGAAAUAGUAUAGCUUAUUAUAUAAAUCCAAUAUAGAAAUUCGACGACUAGCAUGUUCGUCUUUUACUAUUUUCUUUUAAUUGCCUGGGAUUCCUGUCCUAGCAUGUCACUGCACUGCUAUUCUAAGCUGUCCGCGAGAUAGAUCUAAGAAAACUGUGCAAUUCAGUAUUGAUGUACCCGUUGCUAUUCUGUUCAUAUAAAUAUCUCAAAUCAAUGGCAAAUCAGCAGAAGUUCCAUAUGUUCCACGGCAGGCGCCCCCAUUGAGGAACAUCAAAUAUGAUAAUCCAGUUUC